Molecule: messenger RNA, 360 nt
Organism: Chinchilla lanigera (long-tailed chinchilla)
Lineage: Eukaryota; Metazoa; Chordata; Mammalia; Rodentia; Chinchillidae
Gene: Gng5
Product: guanine nucleotide binding protein (G protein), gamma 5
Biological process (GO): G protein-coupled receptor signaling pathway
Cellular component (GO): heterotrimeric G-protein complex
Molecular function (GO): G-protein beta-subunit binding
Source: RefSeq, a predicted model, not a curated record
GUUUCCCAGGCAGCUGCAGACUUAAAACAGUUCUGCCUGCAGAAUGCUCAGCAUGAUCCUCUGCUGACUGGAGUAUCCUCAAGUACAAAUCCCUUCAGACCGCAGAAAGUCUGUUCCUUUUUGUAGUCAAAAGAAUUUUUGAGAGUUUCCCAGACCACUUUUAACCAACCAAUGACUAUUCUGAAAAAAGAAAAUUGAAGCCUGUACAAAAACUUCCCGUUUCUUAACAUGUGCCAUAACACAUACUUUUACUUUUGUCAGUCCUUAACAUCUACCUCUCUGAAUUUUCAUAAGUUUCUAUUUCACGAGGGUAUUUUAUAUACACUGGUGCCAACAUACAAUAAAAUACUUAGUAUAAAA